CACAGGUUUCCUUUAAAGAUCAAUUCAAAAAUCUUAGAAGCUAUGCCGAGGAAUGUCUGCAAUCUAUUCCUGGGAGUACAGUAAUUAUUAAAACAGUGAGAACUGUCCCUGAAGCUCCUUCUGUCUUCCAAAGGAUUUACAUGUGUUUCGGCCCAGUGAAAAGGGUUUUUUUAGAGGGUUGUAGGAAAGUAAUUGGGUUAGAUGGUUGUUUUUUAAAAGGUCGUUUGAAGGGAGAGAUACUGACGGCUGUGGGUAGAGAUGCAAACAAUCAAAUGUAUCCGGUGGCAUGGGCUGUGGUCGAAAUAGAAAACAAUUCCUCUUGGUCUUGAUUUUUGGAGUUGUUGAAGAUAGAUUUACAUGUGGAAAACAGUGACAUGUGGACAUUAAUAAGCGAUCAACAGAAGGGCUGUCAAACGCAAUUGCCAAUGUGUUCCCCGAAGCUGAGCACAAGAAUUGUGCUAGACACAUCCACGCCAAUUGGAGCAAGAAACACGGG
Cuscuta europaea is the source of this 496-nucleotide messenger RNA. The record is from the annotation of a GenBank genome assembly. NCBI's taxonomy places the organism in Eukaryota, Viridiplantae, Streptophyta, Magnoliopsida, Solanales, Convolvulaceae.